This is a messenger RNA of Babesia sp. Xinjiang, 486 nucleotides long. RefSeq lists its product as uncharacterized. NCBI's taxonomy places the organism in Eukaryota, Apicomplexa, Aconoidasida, Piroplasmida, Babesiidae. The record is from RefSeq and is a predicted model, not a curated record. The transcript has 3 exons. The coding region runs from base 1 to 486 and encodes 161 amino acids.
AUGCAAGGGUGUGGGAUCGUAUUAGCGCAGAUUAACUUGCCGGAGCCAUUUCUCAAAACCGUUAUAAUUGGUGUGGCCUUUGGGAGCAUAGUUGUAUUCGUAAAGGCUCCAUUGAGAUUUGGAGCCAGAAAUGAUGAAGGCAUCAUCUGGUACAACCUUCUCAUCCUUGUCUGUUUGGCGCUAGGCGUGCCCCUACGUAUUCUUUUCCCUGUGUUCAUCGUUGACCCGGUUGCCUGGCUCGCAGGGACAUCUCUGCCGUCGAAACGGUGGUGCGGCAAAAAAACGGUGAUAGGAACGUUUGCCGCAGCUGUGGCUGCUUACUUUUGUCUGUUCUACGUCGAAAAUUGGAAACACAGGCUGUUACUUACGCUGACAAUUGCGUUGUUUGAAGGGAUUAUGGGAAAGCACGACAAUAUUGGUGUUGGCGUGGUUGUUCUUCUUUACUACGGUUUGGCACAGAAGUUUGUGUUCCCUUUAACCUUGUGA